AGAGAGCAGCUAGCCGAAAUCUGAGUGCCUGAAUCGGAUCAACCGUGAGCUAGAUGCCGCUAACUCCGCGGAGCUUGAAUAUCCAACAUCCAACUUCAAACUUAACUUCUCCGCGGUUGCAGACCGCUGUAUCUACCCGUCCAUCUGCUCGGUGCAUUUUUACGCGCACUUUGGAUCUCAGCCACAGGCUCGUAAACAUCAAUGAGAGCCUGCUUCUCACCCUAAAAAAAAAAAAAAAAAAAACAAACCCCGAAAACUGAAUAAAACAGUUAUCUUAUGGUUUGUUUUUCGCCCCACCUCCUCUCCUCUGACUGUAGAAGGUAAACAGCUCAACGCCACAUCUUAUCGCGGUCAAGCAGGCGCCUAACAGCGUUGCGCUAUCGCAGUCAUAUCUGAAGCAAAAGAAAAGCAAGAAAAAAAAAAAAAAACAAGCCACGCUUCUGGCUGCAGCGCGCCUGCUUCUGACAGUUGGUUGUCCAGGGAUGCAGGAGGACAGCAGAGAGUCCGAGUCUUUCGGUGCACAGACAGGACAAAAGGAUGACAUGUGAUCAACUCGUACGACUGGUGGCACUUUCCCUGAUGUUCUGCGCCGCAGGAGCUGCUGGAAUCGUUCAAGACGCGCGGGAUUUCAGGAGGAAAGCUUCCAUGCUUCUAAAAGAGGAACCAAAGAACCCUAAAUGCUUUGCAGAGAGCAAGAAGCACUUUGUGUGCUUCUGGGAGGACGAUGAGGAGAGGGCUGGUUCUGUGGAUCAAUACUCCUUUACAUAUGCCUACCAAAAUGAGAACAGCAGCAUGUGCCCGCUGGAAGUCCUGCCUGCAGCGGGUGGGAAAAGGCUCUUCAUCUGCCGUUUGACCCGGGUACAGAUGUUUGUCCAACUGGACGUCCAAGUUCAUCGGGAAGGGAUGCAGAUCCACAAUCGCAGUCUUCUCAUUGAGCUUCUGUUUCUGCUCGAUCCUCCUAAGUAUGUGACAGUAAGCACCACGGGCCAUCAGGGGCAGCUGAAUGUGAGCUGGGUGCCGCCUUCUCUGAAGUACAUGGAUGACAGCAUGAUCUAUGAGGUUCUCUAUGCUCUGGCAGACAGUCACGUCGGGCAGGUGGAGGCGAUACAAGCCUGCUCCGAGAUGAUUCUGACAGGCCUUGAGGCUGGUACAAAGUACAGGGUUCAAGUCCGUGUGAACCUGGAUGGCAUCACCUACGAUGGCUACUGGAGCGCCUGGAGUGACCCCGUGUUCAUUGAAACUUUGCCUGCAGAACUUGACCCACUUAUUGUGUCCCUGACUUUCAUCGUGUCCUUCAUCCUCGUUCUGCUUUGUCUUGCUAUGCUCCUGUCCCAUCACAGGUUUCUUAUCAAGAAACUUUGGCCAGUUAUUCCAACUCCUGACAGCAAAUUCCAAGAUCUUUUCACAGUUUAUGGGGGGGACUUCCAGGAGUGGUUAGGACAGACCAGUGGAAGCAUAUGGCUGACUUCCCCUUUUAUUGUCUCUGAAGAAUGCCCUUGUCCACUGGAAGCACUCUCAGAACUCAACCUUUGCCCACCCCUGUCCUCCCCUCCUCUUCCAACAAAGGCCUCUAAAGCUUUGACCCUUGUCAUAAAUGAGGACAUGGUUUUGAAGAAAGGUCUUCUUGACAGAGAGUCAGUGGACAGGGUUGAUUCUGUUCAAACAAAUGGCUGGAGAACACAUCACCAUGACCACUGGCUGUUGGAUCGUCUACGGGAAGUCCAACAGCACCCUGUUCCCAGCUCCCAUAGUUCUCUUCUGGAAUCUCAAGACACCUACAUAACCCUCAGUGGCAACAGACGUAUUGAAGAAAGACACAUGGAGGACUCCCUCGAGGAAGCCUUACCCCUCGGGGUGCUUUUUGCCUCCAGAAAGACUCCCAUGAGUGAGUCUCACUCUGACCUGGGGUCUGUGCAGCAAAGCUCUGGUUCUGGGAACCUUUCGUCUCAAUCAAGCUUUGAGUUUCCACACCAUGCCUGGAUAGCCAAAGAUCCUGGCUACACCUACAUGGCAGUUGCAGACUCUGGGGUCUCCAUGGAUUACAGCCCUAUGAGCAGAGCUGACGACAUGAGCAAAGUGGUUAUCUAUGCCAAUGACUACAAAAACGAGAUUCCUCCUCAUAGACCUUUCCUGGUGAGGCAGUACCCUGUCCACGAUGACGGCUGAGAGGAUACCAACUUGAACUAGCUGCAUAUGUUGGCAACUUGGAGAACAGCAUUUGGAUUUUCACCCCAGGCUAAUGAAGUCUCAUGAACUGGUAGGAAAAUAACCAUGGAGCUGACGGAUACCAGCUAAAAGACUCGAAGAGAAUGGUACUUUGGAUAUUCUGUAAAGAACAUAAGAUUUACAUAUGAAACAGUAUGGUCUGUGAUUCACAACAAAUACUAAUAUUCGGCACUCUGCAUACCUAUCCAUCAUAUCUUUCAGAGUAGAUCAGAACGAGUGUUUCCAGUGUUUUAUUUGAGCUAAAUGUGUUUCUGUUUUUUUAGUGGCAGGAUUGCUAUGACAACUUUAAUACCACAGUCAUGGUGUAGACUGUUCUAGGGGCUCUUUCCCUGGUAUUUCUUUAUUGUCAACAAAUUUAUUAACAAAGAAUAAGCAAACAACUCUUUCAGAAUUACCUCUUUUUUUUCUACAGUGAUCUAUAGUAGCUUAAGCUAAAUCUGUAUCCAGGUGCAGGCUCCAUUCUUGGGCCCCUCUGUUCUCAGGUUCUGCACUCUCAGUCCUUUUCCGGUUCUUAAACUCUUUGCUUUAAUGUCCUAAUUCUCAACCCAAACCUUCAAUUAAAACUACAUUAGGUCAGGAACUUUUCUCUUGUUUUUUAUCCUGUGCACAGAUUUCACCCACAUACAGGUCCUUCUCAAAAUAUUAGCAUAUUGUGAUAAAGUUCAUUAUUUUCCAUAAUGUCAUGAUGAAAAUUUAACAUUCAUAUAUUUUAGAUUCAUUGCACACUAACUGAAA
Molecule: messenger RNA, 2961 nt
Organism: Girardinichthys multiradiatus
Lineage: Eukaryota; Metazoa; Chordata; Actinopteri; Cyprinodontiformes; Goodeidae
Product: erythropoietin receptor-like
Exons: 8
Coding region: 538-2166 (542 amino acids)
Biological process (GO): positive regulation of cell population proliferation; hemopoiesis; cytokine-mediated signaling pathway
Cellular component (GO): membrane; external side of plasma membrane
Molecular function (GO): cytokine receptor activity; protein binding
Source: RefSeq, a predicted model, not a curated record